UGUCCACCCAAUAUAAGGCGCCUUCCACAACAAAACCCAUAUAAAUGUGGAGUAUUGUCCAGACGACUCGCCGACGGCGUGGAUGACAGGGCCGGACAACACCGCGCCGACGACCGACACUACCAGCGCCUACCGACAUCCGAGAAGCCCCGUCAUACUACACGUUCGUAAACAAGCGCCGCGUAAACUGCGGAGCUCGUCAACAAGCACCGAUGGUUGGUGCUGCGAGGCUGGGGGUCUGCUGCCGCAGGGCACGCACCCUUACAAGCAAGAGUAGAAGUAGGAACAGGAGUAACUACUGCUUCUCUAAUGGAACUCACUUCGCAAUCUACUUUGCAGCGCGCAAACGUCAUAAUAAAACGGUUAUCAGUUCAAUCGGAUUUUUUUAUUAUAA
Phytophthora nicotianae INRA-310 is the source of this 394-nucleotide messenger RNA. RefSeq lists its product as hypothetical. The transcript has a single exon. Lineage: Eukaryota; Oomycota; Peronosporomycetes; Peronosporales; Peronosporaceae. The coding region runs from base 83 to 277 and encodes 64 amino acids. The record is from RefSeq and is a predicted model, not a curated record.